This is a messenger RNA of Phragmites australis (common reed), 603 nucleotides long. Its product is annotated as mini zinc finger protein 1-like. The record is from RefSeq and is a predicted model, not a curated record. Gene Ontology annotation, molecular function: DNA-binding transcription factor activity; transcription cis-regulatory region binding. Gene Ontology annotation, biological process: regulation of developmental process; regulation of DNA-templated transcription. Gene Ontology annotation, cellular component: nucleus. The transcript has 2 exons. The coding region runs from base 108 to 371 and encodes 87 amino acids. Lineage: Eukaryota; Viridiplantae; Streptophyta; Magnoliopsida; Poales; Poaceae.
GUAUAUAUAAAAAUGCCACCCUCCUCCAAGGUCCAAGCCGUCACAGCAACAAAGCCUUUCUACUCCUCCCAUCUCAGCUCAGUUUUCCUCCGUCGUCGCCGUCGCCUAUGGGGCCUCAGCAAGAUCGGUCCAUGGCGAACGGCACGGCGGCGAGGAAGCCGGAGACCAAGGUGGUGCACUACAGGGAGUGCCAGCGCAACCACGCGGCCACCAUCGGCGGGUACGCCGUGGACGGGUGCCGCGAGUUCAUGGCGUCGGGCGCGGAGGGCACCGCCGCGGCGCUCAUGUGCGCGGCCUGCGGGUGCCACCGCAGCUUCCACAGGCGCGAGGUAGAGGCCGAGUGCGACCGCUCCUCCACCACCUCCGGUUGAAUCAUAUCAGUGCUCCAUCGCUUAGCGCAUGUGAUCGAGCUGAUGGGUGCACGAGGGAAAUUUAUGUGUGAUAUGAUGUAACAUUUUUUUUUAAGAAAAGAGAGCUUUAUUAACUCUCGUGGUUACAUAUGAUGUAACACAUGUGUUGGUUGUUCGUGUUUGCGCUUGUAAGUUGUAACUGGUGUGUCUUUGUACAUAAUCGAGUUAUUGCCUUGUAAUUUUCUUAUGGAAA